Messenger RNA from Exophiala bonariae, 2001 nucleotides. RefSeq lists its product as uncharacterized. The record is from RefSeq and is a predicted model, not a curated record. The transcript has 4 exons. NCBI's taxonomy places the organism in Eukaryota, Fungi, Ascomycota, Eurotiomycetes, Chaetothyriales, Herpotrichiellaceae. The coding region runs from base 1 to 2001 and encodes 666 amino acids. Gene Ontology annotation, cellular component: cytoplasm. Gene Ontology annotation, molecular function: protein binding.
AUGGCGGGUGAUAAUCUCACUGCGAACAUCACAAUUCAAGAUGUUGAGUACAUCGACUCCAUUGCCGUCAGACACAUCGUCCUUAGCGAGCCAGACUGGUCUAUCAAGAUUGGACGUGGUUCCUCAACUGGAGAUGAUGCUCUUCGCCCAGCAGAAAAUAACGCCUGGUUUGACUCAAGAGUCAUGUCCAGAAAUCAUGCCGUCCUCCGUGCAGACCCUACCACGAAAGAGAUUUUCAUCGAAGACACCGAUUCAAUGCAUGGAACCCAGUGUAGUGGCAGUCGACUCAUCCCCAACGUCCUUGAACUCAUUCGCCCUCACGACAGUCUGAUUUUUGGUGCCGAUGUCAUCAGAGGAAGUGCCCAAUUCCGCGCUCUGAAGGUCUCGAUUGAUUACUCUUGGUCUGAUCGGAAGGACGAUCACCAAGAUUCACAAUCCACUCAGUGGUUAUGCUCGUCCAAAGAUGGUGAAAUCCUCCCUGUGUCCACCUCCUUCCCCAACACAUUCGCUACUCCCGGAUACAGUGAUGAUGACGCCGACCAAGAUCACUCAAGCGACGAAGAACCAGCCAAUUGGCUAAAUCUCAAGAGAACGAACAAUGCAUCCACCAACAACGCAGAUCCUCCACCAGCAAAUACCGAUGUCUGGGCAGAUUACAACGAAGAUGAGCACCUUGAUGGCCCGGACGACGAUGUUCAGUUUGUGAAAGAGUCGUAUCGAGCUGCCAGUGUUGAAAUUGUCGUUCCCCAGCGAGAGGGAAGUGUCGUUGCCUCCGAGUAUUCCGAUCACGCGUCCAGCUACUUCUCCGAGGGCGAAGAGGGCGAAAGUCCUACAUCCAGCCCAACCGGUCUCAACGAUGAACAAGCCGACAAGAUCACUUGCCAGGAGUCGGCCAAAGCGGUACAUGCUGAAACCCUGAGUCUCACUGAGCAGUUAGAAGAUGCCGCUCAUGAGCAUUUCCCCACUGUGGCCCAUCCUCAAUCAUCUCAUUACGUGCAACUUGAAUCUGACGAUCUCUAUGAGAAUUCUGAAGAGGAGGAUGUCACAAUACCUCAAAGUGACCGCCCGUUUCCGGAUACAAUGGCAACAUUUUCCGCUCUACUCAAGUCAAACCGCGACGCCAAACUCCCUCCCGUGAACCAAACUUUUGCUGAAUUGCGCCCAUAUGAUUCUGCACGGGCCCCGAGUCCUUCUGAGGUUGCUAUGGUAAAGCCGAUGUCUGAUCUUAUCCAACAGCAGCCGUUCAUGCCACCCCUCGCUCCAUUACAGACUCCCAGUCACAUGAUCCAGCAUUUGAAUGAACCGAGGGUCCAGCUUUGUUGUUCACGUCAACAUUCGCCUACUUCUCCUUGCAACAGUUAUUGGGAGCCUCAAGGUCAUCAUCUUUCUUCUCCUCAAUCCCCUCAAUACGUGCCCACUACUCCACUCUGUUCAAGUUACACAGGCCCGUUUGGAGGCGGCGCUACCACCUGUUAUGAUAAUUCAUUUCCCUCGACAUCAACAUUGACUGCAAAGCCGUUCAAUUCUUCGCCUGUCGCCCCUAUGCAGGAGGGACAGUCGACUCUGAAAUUCUCGAUCCUCCCUAAGCAGUCCGACAAUGUGGGCGAGGAGACGAAACUCAUGAAAUCUCUGAAGCGCAAAGCUGACGACAUGUCUGACAUUGCCGAGCACCGUCGACCCUCUGAGGGACUUGGUCUCUCCAUCUCAAAGAACGACUUGGAGGUGAAGCCUGAAACGACAACUUCUAGCACUAGGUAUCCUGGGAUUGAGCAUGAAAUGACCACAACCUCAACCCUCGUGGCGGAUACUCCUGCAAACUCAAUCCCAGACAAGACUCAAGAAGAGUCCGACUUGCCACCGCGCAAGAAAGUCAAGAAGACUCAGAGCCCUGACCAUGGUAGCUUUAUGAAGAUUGCCGUGGCCACUAUCACUGGGGUAGCCAUUGGAACAGUGGGAACUAUCAUAGGCCUCGCUUCGUUGCCUCAAGACUAUUUCCUUUGA